Lindgomyces ingoldianus is the source of this 1980-nucleotide messenger RNA. RefSeq names its product Ppx-GppA-domain-containing protein. NCBI's taxonomy places the organism in Eukaryota, Fungi, Ascomycota, Dothideomycetes, Pleosporales, Lindgomycetaceae. Bases 13 to 1980 code for a protein of 655 amino acids. The record is from RefSeq and is a predicted model, not a curated record. The transcript has 5 exons. Gene Ontology annotation, biological process: regulation of transcription by RNA polymerase II.
CGCAGUACUACCAUGGUUUGGUGGACAUGGGAAGGUAAGACAGUCUUCUUGACUCCCUCAACUAUUUGCCCUUUCAUUAUCAUAGUUUCACUCCUCACGCCACCAAGCUAUGCGUUUUAUGCUGCCACUAUUCGGACAACCAUAGAGGACCCAAGUUUAGUUGACAACGCCACUAGCAAUGGCAUUCGAUUCUCCAUCACAGACCUUUCUCCCCCAACCCAACGUAUUCUCCCCACCGUCUAUCUUGACAGGGCAGGCAUAUCCCUCUACGAUGCACAAUGGGAAGCAGGGAAACCAGUUCCUAUCCCUUCGUCAAUCAUUAAACAAACCAUUCAAGCACUCCUUCGUUUCAAGGCAACGUGCCAGGACUUUCGUGUCCCCCAAAGUCAGAUCCGCAUUGUAGCAACCGAAGCGACGCGCAAGGCCCAAAAUUCUGCCGAAUUUCGCUCUCAAAUCAAAGAUGCAACUGGAUGGACUGUCGAACUCCUCCCAAAAGAAAUGGAAGGCCGGAUCGGAGCUUAUGGAGUUGCAAGCUCCUACGACCAAGUUCGGGGUCUGGUCAUGGACCUUGGUGGAGGGAGUACGCAAAUCACGUGGAUGGUGACAACAAAUGGCGAGGUGAAGAUGAGCGAAAAAGGCAGUGUGAGUUUGCCGUAUGGCGCUGCAGCUUUGGUCAAGCAUCUUGAAGCAUCUGGCCAGCAUGGUGACAAGUUCAAGGAAUUUGAGAAAGAUGUGGUCAAAGACUUGAAAGAUGCGAUAAAAGAGAUUGCGAUUCCCGAAGAGCUGAUGAAGGAUGCAAAGAAGGGCCUUUCACUCUACCUGUCGGGAGGAGGAUUCAGAGGUUGGGGUUUCGUAUUAAUGAGCGAGCAUCCAAUCCGCCCGUAUCCGAUUCCAAUCAUCAAUGGGUUUCAUGUCCAUGAGCAGGCAUUUCAAGAUACGAAUACGGUGACAAUGGCUAUCAAAAAGGUGGAGCAGGAAGAAACGCCUGAGAUCUUCCGUGUCUCCGAUCGGAGAGCAAGUCAAGUGCCAGCUGUGGCUUUCUUGGUAGAAUGUCUAUCUAAAGCACUACCAAACAUCAAAGGAGUCAACUUCUGUCAAGGAGGCGUAAGAGAAGGGAUACAUUAUGCGGAUCUAGGUGCUAGCCUUAGGAAGGAAUAUCCUCUAGCAACAGCUACGAAGGCAUACGCGGGGGAAUCUGUGCAAGAGCUAGUUGACCUUUUGGUUGCGGCUACUGUGCCUUCACCUACGCCCAAGAAUGAGGAUGUAUUUGAUAACUCUCUUCUUGUCGCCUUCGUACAGGCAAUGUAUGUUCACGCCGCCUUCCCGAAGGAUCUCUGCGCGGGGGCCGCCCUUCGAAGCACCACUACAGGAGUUUUCGCAGCAGUUCAUGGAAUCAGUCACCAGCAACGCGCAUUCCUUGCACUCCUCCUCUGCGAAAGAUACGGCGGAUAUGGCUCUAUCAGCCCAACUGAACAGGACUUCUACCGUCGCAUCGUCCAGCUGCUGCCAGACGGCAAAGCGUGGUGGUGUAUGUAUGUUGGCCGCGUGGCUUCCGUUGUAGGAAGCGUCUACCCAGCUGGACUGGUUAGGGAGGAGAGACUGAAAGUAAAUGUGCAGUGGGUAGCAAAAAAGGAUAAGGAGGUGUUGUGCAUUGACUUUGACUUCGUCGAGCCGAUUGACGAGCUGGACGAAGGGCUUGCUGGAUCGUUGGGAAAAGUGGAGAAAGCAGGGAAGAAGAAAAACUGGAUUGACGGACAUGGACAUAGGGUUUUGGUGACGGUGAAUGGGAGGGAGUACUCCGAAAAGGGGAGCCACAAACUGCAAGCUUGUCUCAACCAUGUAACGGCGCAGCGAUCGGUGGGCUUUCCGGUCCAUCCGCUGUUGCAAUUCAACAAUGGCGGUGGCGAAGAUCUCGACCAGGACAGGUGGCGAAACAUCGUGACAUUCAGGGCAAGCACACCGACUGUCUGUGACGCGUAG